Messenger RNA from Xiphophorus maculatus (southern platyfish), 5106 nucleotides. It is a transcript of the gene col17a1a, whose product is annotated as collagen alpha-1(XVII) chain. The transcript is spliced from 54 exons. Lineage: Eukaryota; Metazoa; Chordata; Actinopteri; Cyprinodontiformes; Poeciliidae. Bases 110 to 4537 code for a protein of 1475 amino acids. The record is from RefSeq and is a predicted model, not a curated record.
GCACGUUGUUUCCACGGAGAACCUGGACUUUCCGUCUUUAUUCCCUUGUCUGGUCAGAGGAGAGGAGCUGGACGGGAAAACGCUGCAGAAAUGAUCUAACAGCUGCUGGAUGGACAAGGUGACAGCAGUGAAGGUGGUGAGCUCCGGUGGAGGAGCUGCAGCCAGCAGCAGCUCAGUGGUCAAAAAGUCAGUGACAACCUCUGGAGUUACAUCACAGAGUGAUUUUUCUUUCAGCUCCGGUGGGUCAGGUGGACGAGUUGCAGCAGGAGGAUCGGAAGGUACGAGCAGUUCAGUUCUGAUCAAAUCUAGCAGCUCCCACCGCUGUGGAUUUGGAGCCGGGAACGAACGCAUCACCACCGUAGGAACUUCUUCUGCCCAGUCCUCAGGUCAGAGGUCAGGGGCCUCAGGGGCCGCUGUGGCCUCAGGGAGAGGAGAGCGGUCUAAAGAGGCCGGAGGAGGGUCCUCUAGCAUGUCCUACAGUUUUGGAAGUGGAAGCAGAGAAACUAAAAAAGAAGGGGGUCUUGGUGCUGUGACCGUUUCCACGGUGACCAAAAGCAGCUACGCAUCAGGAGGGUUCAGGGAAGGGAAGAAGGGCUCAGCAUCCUCUGGCAUUACGUACUCACCUCCUCCAAAGGAGAGGAAGAGUGUGACCACCAUGGCAGCUGCUCUGUCAGACGUCUUUGACGAAAGCUCAGACUCUUCCCUGGAGUACAGCAGGAAGAAGUAUGGGAGUUCAACUGCAACUACAACUUCAGCCACUAGAGGGAGAAGUCAAAGCAGAGAGAGUGAGAUCAGAGCCAGGCUUCAAAGUGCUUCACCUCCAGCCAGAUGGACGGAGCUGGAUGACGUGAAGCGUCUGCUGAGGGGAAACCGCUCCACCAGCACCAGCCCCACCCAGUCCCCCAACAACACACUGCCCAUUCCCAAGAAGGCCAGUGUGGAAGCCAAGGCCACAUCUGAGAGCUCCUCAGGUCCCAUCGAUCAGUACGGCAGCGUUUGGUCAGGGGAUGUGAGCAGUGGAUAUUACAGCUCAAACCCCAACAACUACACCGCUACCUCCCAUCUUUACCCGUCAGGUGCAGGAGUCCAGAACAACCUGACUCUCGGCUCUUCCUCUGCGAACGCCGGACAAUCUGUCAGCGGCUCCGUGCCAGUAUACGGUGUGCAGAAUAACCUGACCAGUCCAACGGUCUUCUCACCCGCUGGUGCCGGCGCACAGAUAGUUUAUGGUGUGCAGAAAAAUGUCUCUGGAACAACUGCACCCACAGUGAGACCCAGCAGUCCCACCAUUUAUGAGGCCUCAGGGAAAGACUUCAACUUUGUGCUGAUAGAGAAGGAGAACGCUCCCAUCAAGAAGGAGACGGAGCUGCUCAUCAUGGACAAAGACACCGGGAAGCACUUUGUGUCGACUGCUCCUGCCACUUUGUCAGGCACUUACUCUGAGGACUCGCUGAAGAGGGAGAAAGAGAAACUUUUGUCCAGCGCAGUGGAUAAAGGAACUGAUGCCAAAUCUUCAACCUUGAAAUCUACCACAAAAGACAAAGCAACCUAUGCAGCGAUCCAUAAAGACGAGUUGGGUUUUGGGUUCUGCUCCUGCUGCAGCUGGUGGAAGUGGCUGCUGGCCCUCGUCUUCACCCUGCUGCUCCUCCUGGGGCUCCUCAUCGGACUCAUCGUUUUGGGUGUGGAGGUGGGACACCUGAAGAACCGUGUUCAUACUCUGGAAUCCGCCACUGGCAUUGUAUCAGCCCUAACAGAUAAUUCAAUCUACCUUGGGCCUGGAGGAGGCAUAGGAGCCAGAUCAGGACAGAGGAGAGCCGCCCUGCAGACAACCGUUCAGCAGCUGCUCAGAGACGAACUACAAUCAAAUGAUAUGAGAGAAACUCUUGCUUAUUCUCUUAAAGGAGAGAAGGGAGAACCAGGACCUAUAGGUGAUCCAGGGGCACUUGGACAAAAAGGCGAUAGUGGCUUUCCUGGACUGCCAGGUCCUCCUGGACAGAUUGGACACUCAGGACUGGAUGGACCAAGGGGACCAAAAGGAAAUCCAGGUGAACCAGGUCCAGAAGGACAAUCAGGGCAGAGGGGACGGGAGGGACCAAUGGGUCCCCGGGGGGAGUCUGGACCCCCUGGUGUUGGAGAGAAAGGAGAUAAAGGUUCUCAGGGUGAACCAGGACAUCCUGGUCCUGCUGGAGCUCCUGGACCCCUUGGUCCAAAAGGUGCUGCUGGAGAGCAGGGUAUCUCUGGAGUCCCAGGCGUACCUGGUCCAAAGGGAUUCCAAGGUGAAGCUGGACCUUCUGGAGCCAAAGGUGACCGUGGAGCCCCAGGUGUUCCAGGAAUUAAAGGGGACAAUGGAGAAAGAGGACCUCGUGGACCAGUGGGUGAAUCAGGAACUCCUGGACCUCAAGGCCCAUCUGGACCAAAGGGAUCUAAAGGAAGUGGUGGUGAAUCGGGUUCAAUAGGACUUCCUGGUGCUAGAGGUUUACCGGGUCUCCCUGGUGACGUCGGUCCCCAAGGACCUCCUGGAAUCCAAGGACCCCCAGGUGUUGCAGGAAUUCCAGGCCAGCCCGGUGGUAAAGGUGAACCAGGAUCUCCUGGCAAAGUCAUCGGCCCGAUAAACUCUGACACUGUGGCUAUUCCUGGACCUCCAGGACCAGCUGGACCUCCAGGUUCUGCUGGGCCCCCAGGUUUGUCUGGUCCCAUUGGUCCUGCUGGAGUCCCAGGCCAACCAGGUACAAAGGGAGAACGAGGGGAUAAGGGAGACAAGGGGGACCAAGGUCAACGUGGAGAGCCAGGGACUGGCCUACCUGGACCCCCAGGGCUCCCAGGGUCCCAAGGUGAACCUGGACCUCUGGGGCCUCCUGGUGAGGGUAAGCAGGGGCCCCCGGGCCGCAGAGGCCCUCCUGGAGAUCCAGGUGUUGGAACUCCUGGACCUCGAGGAGAGAAAGGAGAGCCUGGCAGCUUCUUGCCAACAUCUGAAACCUUCUUUGCUGGACCACCAGGACCUCCAGGUCCACCUGGUAAAGAAGGAGCACAAGGAUUCCAAGGUGAACCAGGUCAGCCGGGGCUUCCAGGGACUCCAGGGUUCCCGGGACCUCCAGGACCUCCAGGUGGCCCAGUAAUAGCAGGAGGGGAACCUGGAAGCUCAUUCAUUCCCGGACCACCUGGACCACCGGGACCACCAGGACCACCUGGGAGUGAAUCACCUGCUGUUGGCCAGUAUAUUGCUGACUAUCUCCAAAGCGACAGCAUCAGACAGUACUUGGCUGGACCUCCUGGACCUCCUGGAGAACCAGGCUCUCCUGGUGUUUCAGAAGACGCCCUGGUGGAUAACGUAGCCAGUCGAGUUAUCUCCUACAUCCAGAGUUCCGGCCCGGGGGCGCCUGGCCCACCUGGCCCACCUGGAUCCGUCUCUGUCAAUGACAUCAUAAGUCUACUGCAACGAGAUGAAGUGAGGCUGUACCUUAUGGGUCCACCAGGCCCACCAGGACCUCCUGGAGGUCCAGGUAUCGGCGGGUUCUCGCUUAACCCCCAGGAGGUGGCUGAACGCGUCUACAGCCUCUUGAAUCAGAGAGGGGCGCUGGGUGCACCUGGAGCUCCAGGACCUCCGGGGCCUCCGGGGCCUCCUGGGAACCUGUUGGCAACUGGAUUUCAGUCUCUUAUCGGCCCUCCAGGACCCCCUGGUGCACAGGGUGUUCCUGGGCCACAAGGUCCGCCUGGCCCCCCCGGACCGCCAGGAUUUGGGAGCUAUGUCAGCUCGGACAUCCGUGACUACCUGCAGAGUGUUUCCCUCAAAGGCCCUCCAGGCCCUCCGGGGCCCCCUGGACCAGAGGGCCCUCCUGGUCCAAUCGGACGAAUGGUUUCUUUUACAGACCACAACAGAGACCUGCUGAAGCCUGAAAGACAAGAUUAUGAGUUUGAUGGUGGUGAUGGUUUGAGUCGACCCAUGUUUGGACCUCCUGGUCCACCGGGGCCCCCUGGACCUCCGGGACACAAGGGAGAGUCAGGUUUGGGCAGUAGCACCGAGUGGGGCCCGAACUCUAUUGACUUAUCCAUCAUGGCUGAAAGACUGACUGAUUACAUCAAAGCUCAUGGCGUUCUGGACGGCAUCGUUGAGAACUACAAUAGCAGGAUCUUCCAGGGUCCUCCAGGGCCACCUGGGCCUCCAGGCCCCGCCUGGUUUGGUUCCCAUGGAAACGCCACAAAUAUUAUGGAAAUUAUCGAAGCCGUUAAGCAGCAGAGCCGCACUGGACCUGCCAUCCACGGGCCCCGGGGACCACCCGGCCCCCCGGGUCCACCAGGAGAGAGCCGACUGUUUGGUUCUCACACCAACGUUGUUGAUAUAAUGGACUACAUCAAAGCCCAUGGAGUGAUUGUGGGACCACCAGGGAGACCAGGACCGAAAGGGGACCAAGGACUUCCAGGACUAACAGGAGCAAAAGGUGAACGAGGUUAUCCUGGGCCUCAGGGAUACAGAGGACCAAAGGGUGACAGAGGAGAUUUCUCGCUGACAACAAGAAGAAGGAGAAGUUCUGGUGUUUGAUCGCUCAACUCAGAGCUCCAAGUGGGAUCAUGAAAGCUGUUCUUAUUAGUGACUGAACAUUGCUGUGGAUUGUGUAAAGUAUUGAAUUUUAUGGUAUGACGUUUGUGUUCAUUAUGGGCAUUUUUAAAGGAUAUUUUUUAAAUGUUUUUUUUGUAUGUACGAGAGACCAAAGCAGAAGCUUUUCUUUAAAGGAAAUAUUUUAUUUACAGCAGAAUCAAAAUCAACAUUCCACAAGCAUUUCUAAAAACUAUACAUGUAUUUAAAAAAAUUAAUCAUUGAUGUCGAUAUGUUUUUGUUUUCAGUCUAAAUUUAGGAAGUUGAGCAGUUUUUGUAUAAAUAGUAACUGAAAAUAUUUUUCUAAAAAAGGUGCACAGCACUCCAUUAUAUUUACUUAACAACUCAGAACAGCCAAUCAAGAAAAACAAAAACGAGAUGAACCAAUCAGAGGUCAGAAAGGCCUAAACCAGUCAGGUCCAGUUUUUUUUUUAAUUACUAAAAGUAAAUGAAAAGAAAUGAAUUUUUGUGUUUUGUUUAGUUUGCUUGAAUACAGAAUAAAAACCUCCACAACA